UCCCUGACAUCUCCAGUUCGCUACCAGGCAGUUCUUGCCAUUGGACAUCUGAGCAAGCUCAAACCAUCUCUGACCAUGGAGGAAAACCGUGAGCUCCUUGGUCAGUGCUUCAAAAGUUUAUUUCCCCUUCCUCCCUUGGAGAAGAUGAAAGAGGAAGACGGGACAGCAAAGGAUGCUCUGCAUAUACAACAGAAGAUGACAGAGCUGGAUAAGCGGAACUGCUGCCUUCAAGAAAUCAGACAGACGGAGGAGAAGUACACAGAUACACUAGAAUCCAUCUACCAGCACUUUAUGAAGCCCCUGCAGAGAUUUCUAAAGCCCGAGGACAUGAAGAACAUUUUCAUCAACAUCGAGGACCUCGUGAAGGUGCAUCGAUUCUUCUUGGAUGACCUGAAGAACGUCCUGUCCUUCAGCAAUGCCCAGAACCUCUACCAGGUCUUUAUCAAGUACAAGGAAAGGUUCCUGCUCUAUGGCAGAUACUGCAGUCAGGUGGAAGCCGCCAUCCGGUGUCUGGACCAAGUGGCUGGUUCCAGCAUGGACGUGAGGAUGAAGCUGGAGGAAUGCUCCCAGCGAGCCAACAAUGGGCGCUUCACCCUGCGUGACCUGCUGAUGGUGCCCAUGCAACGGGUGCUGAAAUACCAUCAGCUCCUGCAGGAGCUGGUGAAACAUACGGUGGAGCCGUCAGAAAAGGAGAACUUGCGGCUGGCGCUGGAUGCCAUGCGGGACCUGGCACAGUGCGUGAACGAGAUCAAGAGAGACAAUGAGACCCUGAAAUGGAUCACCAACUUCCAGCUCUCCAUAGAGAAACUGUCACAGUCCCUGGCUCAGUACGGGAGACCGAAGAUUGACGGGGAGCUAAAGGUCAUCAGCUCUGAGAAACGCUCCAAGAUGGACAGGUAUGCCUUCCUCCUGGACCAAGCUCUGCUCAUUUGCAAGCGGAAAGGGGACUCCUACGAGAUGAGGGAUUUCAUCGACCUCCACACUUACCAGAUCCGGGACGACUCCUUGGGAGAAAAGGACAAUAAGAAGUGGACUUACAUGUUCCACUUGAUCUGUAAUUACGGGACCCAGGGCUACGAACUCUUCUUCAAGACACGAGAGCUGAAGAAGAAGUGGAUGGAACAGUUUGAAAUGUCCAUCUCCAAUAUCUACCCCGAAAACGCCAUGUCCAAUGGCCACGACUUCCACAUGCACUCCUUCGAGGAGACUGCGUCCUGCAAAUCCUGCCAGAUGCUGCUCAGGGGCACGUUCUACCAGGGCUAUCGCUGCAGCCGAUGCAAAGCCCCGGCUCACAAGGAGUGUCUGGGCCGGGUAUCCCCCUGCGGGAAGUUGAGCUCAGAUUAUGGGUCUACGCUGAAAAAGAAUAAAUCCAACCGACACACGCAGGAGAGAAAGAAGAACGACCUUGGGCUGCCCAAAAUGGAGGUCUGCCAGGAGUAUUACGGGCUGCCACCGCCACCUGUGGCAUUUGGCCCGUCGCUGCGACUCAGCAUGGGGGAGAUUGUGGAGCUGACCAAAGCCGAGGUGGAGCAGCUCUGGUGGGAGGGCAGAAACACAUCCACGAACGAGUUCGGCUGGUUCCCAUGCCAAAAAGUCAAACCGUAUGUGUGUAAUCCUCCCCCAGAUUUUUCUGCUUAUCUUUGGUACGCGGGACCUAUGGAGAGAGCAGAGGCGGAGCAAAUCCUCACGAACCGUUCAGACGGCACGUUCCUGGUGCAGCAGAGGGUCAAGGACGCGGCCGAGUUUGCCAUCAGCAUCAAGUUUAACGAAGAAAUCAAACACAUCAAGAUCCUGACGUCGGAGGGCCUGUACCGCAUCACGGAGAAGAAGGCGUUCAAAGGACUCAUAGAGCUAGUGGAGUUUUACCAGCAGAACUCCCUGAAAGACUGCUUCAAAACCCUCGACACCACGCUGCAGUUCCCAUUCAAGGCGCCUGAGCAGAGGGCCAUCUCCAGACCUCCCGGGUGUCUGGUCCUGGCACAGCUGUCUCUAGCGUGGGUCUGUCCCCUUGCAGCAGGAGGACUGAAGUAUUUUAGGUCGGCGAAGGCUCGCUACAAUUUCUGCGCGCGGGACCGGACGGAGCUGACGCUCAAGAAGGGCGACAUCAUAAAGAUCCUGAGCAAGAAAGGGCAGCAGGGCUGGUGGAAAGGGGAGAUCUACGGCCGCGUUGGCUGGUUCCCAGCGAAUUACGUGGAGGAAGAUUAUUCGGAAUAUUGCUGAGGUCUGGAGCCCUGUGUAAUUUUCCACCCCCCUGAGAUCAUGACCCACAGGAUUCCCGACCCUGCAUGGCACUCACACCGUGAGCUCACGCGGAGCCAGGCCCGGAAGGGGUCUCUGUAGCAGGAAGAAAUGUUGUGUUGGCGGAAGUGCGGCGGGGAGUAGCGCCCCGGGACUAUUAAUUUAUGAACUUUCAGAUCCCUCUUCUCUUUCCCUUCUCUCACGCAUGUAAAGGAAGUUUUGUGUUGAAUAAACUGAAUGGGUGGACGGGCUGGAGAUGUAGCGGCCGUCACCCUGCACCCAAGAGCCCUUUUCUCUCCAGUCCAUGGCAUGAUCCAGCUGCCCCAUCAGGCACAGGUGUUUGGAGCCCAGAGGGCUGCUGCCACGUGAAUGGGUAGGAGGCUGU
Molecule: messenger RNA, 2623 nt
Organism: Mauremys mutica (yellowpond turtle)
Lineage: Eukaryota; Metazoa; Chordata; Testudines; Geoemydidae
Product: proto-oncogene vav-like
Exons: 24
Coding region: 76-2220 (714 amino acids)
Biological process (GO): regulation of GTPase activity; cell migration
Cellular component (GO): cytoplasm
Molecular function (GO): guanyl-nucleotide exchange factor activity; protein binding
Source: RefSeq, a predicted model, not a curated record